Molecule: messenger RNA, 4274 nt
Organism: Callithrix jacchus (white-tufted-ear marmoset)
Lineage: Eukaryota; Metazoa; Chordata; Mammalia; Primates; Cebidae
Gene: MORC1
Product: MORC family CW-type zinc finger 1
Cellular component (GO): nucleus
Molecular function (GO): zinc ion binding
Source: RefSeq, a predicted model, not a curated record
AUGUUUCCAUACAGCAUCCUUGAUAAAUCCUAUUUCAGCUUGGGUUUUGACCAAGCAACAAUCUCGCGAGACAACUGGGUCAAUGGCGUAGGGAGCGCUUCGUGGUCCCGCCGCAAGGGGGAGCUCGUGUUUGCGGAGCCCGGCGUCUGCUCGUCGGCGUGCGCGUGCGCGUGGUCGCGUGCGCGUGCGCGUGGUCGCGGGCGUGGGCGUGGGCGUGGGCACAGACAAACGGCUGCCGGUAAAGGGUCCUUGACCGUUUGCGUUGCGCAGUUUGCGUUUGAGGCCAUGGACCCCAGGUAUGCUGUACUUCGACGGGCCCAGCUGCACCUGGAUUUCAUCCACGCCAACUCCACCACUCACAGUUUUCUUUUUGGAGCACUGGCUGAAUUGCUGGACAAUGCAAGAGAUGCAGGGGCUGCAAGACUUGAUGUCUUUUCAGUGGAUAAUGAAAAACUGCAGGGCGGAUUCAUGUUGUGUUUCCUGGAUGAUGGAUGUGGCAUGAGCCCUGAGGAAGCUUCAGACAUCAUUUACUUUGGAAGAUCCAAGAAAAGGCUGUCAACCUUGAAGUUCAUUGGGCAAUAUGGCAAUGCUCUUAAAAGUGGGUCCAUGAGAAUUGGAAGAGACUUUAUUCUUUUUACGAAGAAGGAAGAAACGAUGAGCUGUGUGUUUUUUUCUCAGACAUUCUGUGAAGAAGAAGGUCUUAGUGAGGUUGUAGUUCCAAUGCCCUCGUGGUUAACAAGAACCAGAGAAUCUGUCACAGAUGAUCCCCAGAAAUUCUCAGUGGAGUUAUCUAUAAUUUAUAAAUACUCCCCAUUUAAAACUGAAGCCGAACUGAUGCAGCAAUUUGAUGGGAUCUACGGAGAAUGUGGUACUUUGCUGGUUAUUUAUAACUUGAAUCUUCUGCUUAAUGGAGAACCAGAGUUGGAUGUUAAAACUGACAGAGAAGAUAUACUGAUGGCUGGAGCUCUGGAAGAUUACCCAGAGAGAUGGUCCUUCAGAGCCUACACGUCUAUUCUGUAUUUUAACCCAUGGAUGAGAAUAUUCAUUCAAGCCAAGAGAGUUAAGACUAAACAUCUAGGCUAUUGCCUAUACAGACCCAGAAAGUAUCUUUAUGUCACAUCUUCUUUCAAAGGAGCAUUUAAAAAUGAAGUUCAAAAGGCAGAAGAAGCAGUAAAGACUGCUGAAUUUGUAUUGAAAGAAGCACAAAUGAAAGUAAACCAGUGUGACAGAACCUCUUUGUCUUCUGCCAAGGAUGUGUUACAGAGAGCUUUGGAAGAUGCAAAAGCGAAACAAAAGAAUCUUAAAGAGAAACAAAGAGAAUUAAAGAAGGCAAGAACACUCUCCCUGUUCUAUGGCGUGAACAUAGAAAACCGAAGCCAAGAUGGAAUGUUCAUUUAUAGUAACAACCGUUUGAUCAAAAUGCACGAGAAAGUGGGUCCGCAGUUGAAGCUGAAGUCCCUACUUGGCACAGGCGUGGUUGGAAUUGUUAAUAUACCCUUGGCGAUCAUGGAACCGUCCCACAAUAAACAGGAAUUUCUCAAUGUCCAAGAGUAUAAUCAUCUAUUAAAAGUCAUGGGGCAGUACGUGGUCCAGUACUGUAAGGACACCGGCAUCAAUAAUAGAAAUCUAACAUUGUUUUGGAAUGAAUUUGGAUACCAGAAUGACAUGAACAUAGAGAGACCCUUAAAUUCUAUUCAGUAUCAAAGAAGACAAGCCAUGGGUAUCCCAUUCAUCAUACAAUGUGAUCUUUGUCUUAAAUGGAGAGUCUUGCCUUCCUCUACUCAUUAUCAGGAGAAAGAAUUUUUUGACAUUUGGAUUUGUGCUAAUAAUCCUAACCUCUUGGAAAACAGUUGUCACCAGGUAGAACGUCUACCUUCCAUUCCCCUGGGUACCAGGAACACAGUAUCACCAUCAAAAAAUGAGAAAGAGAAGCAACUUAGAGAGUCGGUCCUGAAGUAUCAAAAUAGACUGGCAGAACAACAGCCACAGCCUCAAUUUAUACCAGUGGACAAAAUCUCUGAGUUGACUUCCACUUGCCUAACUUCAGCAACUCAGCUUUCAGUGAGCCAUAGAGGCCAGAAAAUGAACAUAGAAGAGACAGACUCUGAUGUGGAGUUUAUUUCAGAAACUAAAGUUAUGAAAAGGUCUACGGAGGAGAAAAAGAACUCUCAACAGCAGAGACGUCCAGUAGCUCUGCCAGAAAAUGUGAAACUAGCUGAGCGAUCCCAGAAAAUUCAGAUUGCUAAUAUCACCAGUGUCUGGAGAGCUCAACUGACUGAAGGGCCCCAGAAGAUUGCCCAGGCCACGUCUUGGAAAAUGAAAAGGAAGCAGGGUCUGAACCUUGCAGAGGAAUGUGUGGUAUUGUCUGAAGAUGAGAACAGCGGAAGUGAUCCAGAUAUAAUGCUGGUUUCAGAUAAAAGCAACGCCGAUGUUUCAUGGAAACAAGAAGAAAAGGCAAUUCCUCUUACAAACCAAGAAAAACAGGAGCUGUGCAGUGAUGUUCUAGCAACGAAAAGCAUCUCUUCAUUACCUACCUGGAAAAGCUUGCCCAGUGUGCCAGUGGAAGAUGUGAAUCUGGGUUCUGGACACAAAGCCAGAGUUUCUGUGCGUGGUGGUUGUAACGUUGCUUCUACACCAAUGUCUUCUCAAAGCACGUCUGUCAAGGAACCAGCGAGAAAACUGCUGUCUAAAUUAAGGGAGAUGCUCCUGUAUUUUUUUCCUGAGUAUCGGCUACCAUCAGAAUUGGAAGAACCUGCAUUAAGGUCUGAGCUGGAGCAGCGCCCAGAGCAGAUCAACGAAAAGCUGAAAAUGUGUUUCAACCAGAUACAGAAUACUUGCAUGGCCCAAUAUGAAAAAAAACUAAAGAGUAAAAUACAAUCCGUUAUCCAUGAUUCAAAUAUGAGAGGAAUACACAAUGAAAUCUCUCUGGCCCAAUGUGAAAGAAAAAGAAUAAUCUCUGAGGAUGAGCUGAAGAAUCUUCGUAUAAAACUGGCACUAUUGUUGGAGAAACUUCAACUGGGUGGUCCAGAAGGUGACCAGGAGCAGAUUGACACCUAUUUAGAAGCUUUGCUUAAAGAAGAUAAUCGCCUCUUCCAGAACAAUUAAAAUAAAGUGACCAUAGAUACAAGACAUAGGCCCUUGUUAGAAAAAAAAUGAAAAGACUCCUGAAAACUGAGAGUCAGAGAAGCUGUUCCCUUUUUUAAAAAUGCUAGUAAGAAAAUGGGAAGAUUCUUUAAAAAAAUUUCCUUUCUGUUGUUGUUACUGUAAUUGUUCUGUUUAACAAUAAGAAUUAAGAAAUAAUUGUCUUUUUUAAAUGAGAAAAUUGUAUACUGUAGAAAUGGAGACCAAUUUACAAUUUCUCUAAUCCUGUUUUAUUAUAGUCUCUAAUCCUGUUAUCUAAAUCUUCCUUUUCUUUCAGAAAUAUUAAUCAUUUCUAGAGUUCUCUAAUUUUCAUGUGAGCUACUAAAUGAAAAUGUCACUCAAGGUUAAAUUUUGUUAUUUCUUAAAAAGAUUGUUAUUGGCCGGGCGCUGUGGCUCAAGCCUGUAAGCCCAGAACUUUGGGAGGCCGAGGCGGGUGGAUCACGAGGUCAAGAGACCGAGACCAUCCUGGUCAACAUGGUGAAACUCCGUCUCUACUAAAAAUACAAAAAAUUAGCUGGGCAUGGUGGCGCAUGCUUGUAAUCCCAGCUACUCGGGAGGCUGAGGCAGGAGAAUUGCCUGAACCCAGGAGGCGGAGGUUGCGGUGAGCCGAGAUCGCGCCAUUGCACUCCAGCCUGGGUAACAAGAGCGAAACUCCUUCUCAAAAAAAAAAAAAAAAAAAGAUUGUUAUUGUAAUUUUGUUAUUCCUUAAAAAAUUUAAAAGCAGAUGUUUUCAAAAUCAAUAUGCAAAGAACUACAGAAUCACCUCCUCUUGAAGAUGUUGAAAAAGACGUUAUGCCCUUUCUCCACUAUAGCCAACCUCAGUAAAGCAGAAAAUAUAAAUCCCCCUAAAACUUUGAGAUAUGAUUUAUAUGACAAUUUUAUUAGUCAUAAGGAAUAAAUCUCCUAAGCAUAAUAUAUAUACGUAUUACACAUGUGAAAAUUGUUUUACAUUUACAGAUACAUAAACAUGCUUUUACACUUGAUAAGUGUUUUUUUUGUUUAGGAAUGUCUGAAACUUUAGACAAAAACAAUAAAACAUUUACUGUUCAUUGGUGUGUACUUUUUUAUGCUUGAUUCGCACAGUUGCAUUUUGUAGCCACCACUACCCCUCAAAUUCUAUUUAUUUUUUUUAG